Molecule: messenger RNA, 6225 nt
Organism: Mus caroli (Ryukyu mouse)
Lineage: Eukaryota; Metazoa; Chordata; Mammalia; Rodentia; Muridae
Gene: St6gal2
Product: ST6 beta-galactoside alpha-2,6-sialyltransferase 2
Biological process (GO): sialylation; carbohydrate metabolic process
Cellular component (GO): Golgi apparatus
Molecular function (GO): beta-galactoside alpha-2,6-sialyltransferase activity
Source: RefSeq, a predicted model, not a curated record
AUGCUGUGCUUCUCACGCUCCAUCCAGCUGCCUGGCGCGCAGGUAGCCCGGCUUUUGCUCUGCCUGCAGAGGGCUGUGUGUUCGAAGCCAGCACACAAAGACUCACUUCCUCCCGGCCAGCUUCCCAGACCGCCCUGCCCACCACCGGCGGCCGGUGGCAUUCCAGAGGCCACCACCGGGACACUCGUGUGCCCGGGUGCCAGGUACUUGGAGCAGAGGCCAUUCGGGGAGCCCUUGGAGCCGCUCAGCUGGUGAAGGUGGCGGCUGGGAUUAGCACGCCUUUUUAGGCAGCCGCGCCGCCCCACGCAGCGGAGUCUGCAAUCGCUGUACGACAGACAGGCUCUGCGUCGCCAGAGCGUCCCCGCCUGCGCUGGCCGCGGGGCAAGCUGCGGGCCGGAGCGCUCGCGGGAGGCCGAUCAACUCCCCAGAGCCUAGCCAGCAGGUUUUGUCCACCUUGUAGUGCUUUAGAACCCCAAGGUGAAGGAAGUGCUGGCCCCAAAGAUCUGCAAUGAAACCACACUUGAAGCAAUGGCGACAACGAAUGCUCUUUGGAAUAUUUGUUUGGGGGCUCCUCUUUUUGGCAAUUUUCAUCUACUUCACCAACAGCAAUCCUGCGGCACCUAUGCCCAGCUCCUUUUCCUUCCUGGAGAGCCGUGGGCUCCUGCCUCUACAGGGCAAGCAACGGGUCAUCAUGGGCGCUUUGCAGGAACCCUCUUUGCCCAGAAGUUUGGAUGCAAGCAAAGUGCUGCUGGACAGCCACCCUGAGAACCCUUUCCACCCCUGGCCUGGGGACCCACAGAAAUGGGAUCAGGCCCAAAAUGACUUGGACAAUGGGGAUGAGUUUUUUACAUCCCAGGUUGGGAGGAAAUCACAAAGCGCUUUCUAUCCCGAGGAAGACAGCUAUUUUUUUGUUGCGGAUCAGCCUGAGUUGUACCACCACAGGCAGGGUGCACUGGAGCUGCCAUCUCCAGGGGAGACAUCAUGGCGAUCAGGACCUGCUCAGCCCAAGCAGAAGCUGCUCCACCCAAGGCGAGGCAGCUUGCCUGAGGAAGCCUAUGACAGCGACAUGCUGUCGGCCUCCAUGUCCAGAGCCUUCCUGUACCGGCUCUGGAAGGGGACCGUGUCCUCUAAGAUGUUGAACCCGCGCCUGCAGAAGGCCAUGCGCUACUACAUGUCCUUCAACAAGCAUGGAGUGCGCUUCCGCAGGCGAGGUCGGCGCGAGGCUACGCGUACAGGGCCAGAGCUGCUGUGCGAGAUGCGCAGGCGUGUGCGUGUGCGCACAUUGGACGGCAGAGAGGCGCCCUUCUCAGCGCUGGGCUGGCGGCCUCUGGUACCAGGUGUACCUCUGAGCCAGUUGCACCCGCACGGUCUGAGCAGCUGCGCAGUUGUCAUGUCUGCUGGUGCCAUCCUAAACUCUUCCUUAGGGGAGGAAAUCGAUUCUCAUGAUGCAGUUUUGAGAUUUAACUCUGCCCCUACACGUGGCUAUGAGAAAGAUGUCGGAAAUAAAACCACAGUGCGCAUCAUUAAUUCUCAGAUUCUGGCCAACCCCAGCCAUCACUUCAUUGACAGUGCUUUAUAUAAAGAUGUUAUCCUGGUAGCCUGGGAUCCUGCUCCUUAUUCUGCCAAUCUUAACCUGUGGUAUAAGAAGCCAGAUUACAACCUUUUCACUCCAUAUAUCCAGCAUCGCCGGAAAUACCCAACUCAGCCAUUUUACAUUCUUCACCCCAAGUUCAUAUGGCAGCUUUGGGACAUUAUCCAGGAGAAUACAAGGGAGAAGAUACAGCCCAACCCGCCAUCUUCUGGUUUUAUUGGAAUCCUCAUCAUGAUGUCCAUGUGUAAAGAGGUGCACGUGUAUGAGUACAUCCCAUCUGUUCGACAGACAGAGCUUUGCCACUACCAUGAGCUGUACUACGACGCAGCCUGCACCUUGGGGGCCUACCACCCACUGCUCUAUGAAAAGCUACUGGUGCAGCGCCUUAACACAGGCACCCAGGCAGACUUGCAUCACAAGGGCAAGGUAGUCUUGCCAGGCUUCCAGACCCUUCGGUGUCCAGUAACCAGCCCCAACAAUACACAUUCUUAAAAUGGAACUCUUGGGAACUGAUGUGCAAUAAGGUACUACUGUUGUCCUCAAAGUCACACACACACACACACAAAAAAAAAAUACUUGAAGAUAGAUUUAGACAAUGUAUUGUCUUUAACUGUAACUUAGUGCCCAUGAGAAUUCUUUCUAGUCUAAGCCAUUGGGUUACUAUUACUGCUAUGAAUAUAGAAACGAAACUUUAAAGCCACCCAAGAAAGAAGCCAAAAUAAGAUGUAUAGAAAACAGAUUUUUACUCAUGGGCAUGAUACCUCUAAACAUGUUAACCUCUACAGCAGGGACACUUUUUAUCACAGUUGGUUCCAGCCACAAGUUGAGAUGAUACUACUGAUGAUACAGUUUCCAUCAAGAAAUAUCCAAGUUGAGGUCCUGUAGCUAGCAGUCACGUAUACCUCCAUUUCUCAUUAUGCCUCCUGGAAUCUGUGAUGAAUGUCUGAGUUCUCACUCAGAUGUGUUUGACGUUUCUUCACAUAUACUGUCAGGCCCAGGAUUUUCAACAACAGCUUUGCAGUUUUGCUUCCCAGUGUUCUCUGAAUGCUACAGCUAAGAACCAAGCCACACUUACAAACGUACAAACCAUCCCUACCACACAAUCUAAGAAGUCAAACGAAACCUCUGCCAACAGCAAAGAACAGCACCUUUGUCUACCUGCAGCAUACUGUACCUAGCCAACAACAUGUAGCACACACAGGUGGUACAGGUGGUGUGUGCAGGGUUAUGACUGGUCAGGUGUCCCUAACCUGGCUUUUCAACAUUAUAUUCCUGGCUUUCCGAUCACUCUGUAGCUCUCAGAUAGACAAUGACGUACUGGGCAGUAGCAUACUUGCAGGUCAGCCAGGGGACACCCUUGUUCCUUUCAAGCUAUAAAGAAUAGCUUGGAAGCAUGCACUCUGAGCUGCAUGGGAUGCACACUUCCCUGUCACUUCUAUUGGAAGCUCUUGUAGGCUUUUCUCAACUAUUACAAACUUGAUCUCCUUGCUCUGAAUGUUAUUCAGUUUUAAGCAUAAACAGCUAGAAAUCCACCUUUGUUUUUGCAGGCAUGUUUUAUGUUAAGAAUGUGAUGGAACCACAAAAUUGUUUUUUAACAAUUAAGUUAAAACUUUUUGAAAAUGACAAUAUCAGUUUAAUUAAAUGUACAAGCCUACCCCUUGCAAAAUGUGUGGCUUUCAAAGUAUUGUGGGGAAAAAAAUGUUUCACUAUGUGUUUAUUCUGGAAUGCUCUAUUGAUUACUUCCUGAGGAAGCAAGGUUUUCAGAGACCACCAGUUUUUGUUUGGGUAUUGCCCCCUGCAGAGCUCAAGCAGGACUGCAGAUAUCCUCAGUGGCUUGCUAUAGCAGUGAAGUGAGAGAAGUUGAGCUUUCAGUCAUGAGAUAUCUGCUGGCAUCCCACUCUGAGUGACAGAGUAUCAUCUUCUGCUCAGCCUGGUCCAACCCUGUAAUCUCAUGAGAGCUCAGCCUUGUUGCCAUGCUGACAUGUCUAAUCAUCUCUGUAACUCUAGAGGAGGCAUUGUUCACGUUGUAUGAACAUUUUCUCCAGUGGUCCUUGGAGCUUUCUAGAUCUUCCAGCUUUUGCAAUUUUAAAUGAUCAUAACCAGUAAGUUUCUUUUGAUAGCCUGGAAUAGGAUUCACUUAGAGGCAUAAUUAGUAUCCAUGACAAUACCCUUUGAUGGCCUGAGAACUUGAUUAGAGAAUAACUUAUUGAGGUCAGUGUAAAUAUUCAAAUUCAAAAGCUCCACAAAACACAUCAAAGGUUAUUAAAUAUCAUUCUGUUUUUGCACAUGUAUUUUUAAAAGGUUUCUCUCAGUUUUACACGGGGUUACAAGGAAUCUGAAGAGCAUAAAGGAAAUGUAAUUAAUUUUUUUAAUUUAUUAUGGCCCUAAAGACUUGUGGGAAUCAGAGUCUGUUAAAUAUUCAGAAAAUAUGGCGCACAUAUGAAUAUGCUAUUGGCUAGUCACUCUUGUAUUUCAAAGUUUAAAUAGCUUAGCAGAUGCUCACACAAUGAUUGCUAAUAUGGUGGCUGCUUCUUGAAUUAACAAAAUGUGUCCCAACUGGCAAUAUUUUGCCAGACAUUGAUUAAAUACUUCAACCCCACAUUUACUAUCCUGAAGUGACCCAACAGUACCUGUGAAACAGCAACACUAACUAUCCUCCCACCUCAUUUUUUCCUGGAUCUGACCCUGGCUCUUCCAGAACCUUCUGACCUCUUCUGUGAAAGGACUCUGGUUAGAUCCUCAUGGUGGCACCAAAAGCCACCCGGUGCUGUUUGUUCCCUGAAGACUAACCGAUGUCAUAGUCCUUUGUGCUUUGAGAAAAAUAUCUCUAUUUCUUAUUGUUAUUAUUGUUGUUCCUAUUACAAAGAUACUAGUGUUGUCCAAAAAUGAUAAUUCAGCCACUCCAAGAUUCUCUCGAAUUUGUGUCUCUAGCUGCUCCCAUGAGGCAAGUGGUAGUGUAUAAUGAAUAUGUUAACUACAGACAACUCAGUGCAAUAAUAGGGCCAUGUGGUUGACUCUGCCUGCCACAUUAUCUGUUGCAAAUUAUGGAAAGGCAGUGGUAAUCAAACACAAAUUACAUGUAAGUAUAUAAGAUGUGCUUUAAUGGGCAAAUUCGGGGCUUGAGUACAUCUGAAUUGCUGUGUUUACCUGGUCUCUGAGCUCAAGGUGUUUUGCACUUUGCAUGUGUCUUGACCUCUUGGUCCCUUAGUCACUCAACAUGGACUUUCCAGUAGUCCUCUGUCAUUGGAGCUAUAAUAUCUGAACAAAAGUAGUGCUGUAGUGGUCAUUAAUAUUUUUUUAGACUCAAAUAUCAAAGGGCCUGGCUUACUCUGUUAUGUUUAUGAACCAAUACAUCUGUUGGAUCAGAGUUCAGCCUGUGUUGCCAGCUGACCAUACUCAUAUAGUCUGGAUUUAUUGGGCACUGUUUGGGUGCAUCAAGUAGAAUCAGUCUCCCACAAGUUAUGACGUGAUAAAAGACUUUGGUAUACAUAGGCAGCUUGAUCAAGUUUCACCAGAUUUUCUUAGAAUACAUGUAGAAUAGUCUCCAGAUCUGUCCCAUCACACUGCCAAUUUCUGUUUGACUUUCUGAUAGUCAAAUAUGACCCCAUGGCUACAUGACUGAUCAAGGCAGCUCUGUUUAGACAUAAUUAAGUUAGGUAAACCAUGCCUGCAUUUCAGCAAACUUUUUAUAUCAGGACAUUUCCAUUGUGAGAUUUUUCCACAUUUCUGUCUCUUGGUAUGUUUAGAUACUCGGUGAAUGUGUAACAGUUCUCUAGCAGCUCAAGAAAAUAAAAUGCAAAUUCUUAGUUCUUGUUUUGUUAAAUGAAUGGAGCCUUCAAUAAAGAAAGAAAAAGCAUAUUCUUUAUAAGAUUAGGGUAGUGACAUUUAAGAAUUCUUAUUCUUAACAUAAAAGUGUGCAUGUAGAUAGUUAUAUAAUUGUAUAUAUACUUAUCUACACGCAUGGUUGAUCUUAUUGUCUUUUUCAGUCAUCUUUAUAAUGAGAGCUUUACAACAAAUUUUAUUUUAGUUAUUCAAACACUAAUUUUUUUUAAGAGAAGGAAGUAAAUAUUUUAUGUCCUUCUGCAAAAAAUAAGUCAGUCUUCUGCCCUCACUACAGACACACUCAUUCUAUAUAUCUUGGCCAUAUUAACAAACAAUAACCAAAAUAUUGAAAGGUACCAUUCACAGAACCAUUCAAGUGUAGUAUUAGUCAGAAGCAUGAUAUAGCUCUGAAAAUUGAAGAGUUUGUUGAUUGUCCAUGGCUUAUAUAAGAUUAAAGGAAGAAACAUUUGUUGGUUGUAGGAAAAAUAGAUUUCAACAAAACAAGUGCAACAGUAGCAUUAAAAUCUAAGUUUACAAUACACCCCUCUUAGGCUCUAGAUAAAUAUGUAUAGAAUCUUUCCACUGGAAACCAGUGAAGUUUUUUAAAGGCUUUGGGAAUUUUUUUGUAUGAUAAUUUUUAAAACAAAAUGUGUUCUCUUCAAACUAAUUAAUGGCUUGAGGUUUUCCAAGAAGCGCAUUUUAGACGUGUUUGUACACAUUUUAACACUUGAAUAUUUUGUAUUUUGUUUUUGUAUAUUUUUAUGUGUACACAGUGUACAGAGUUGUAAAUAAAACAUGUUUUCAUUUAUCUA